AUGCGGCCAGCUCCCAAUACAAUCGUGCGCCCUUACCGACUCGAUAAUGUCUGUCGCCAAUGCAUCCGUCAAGCCUCCAGCGCUCCGCAGGGUGGAAUUGUCCCGUUGCCGUUGAUGCUGCGCCGUGCCGCCUCGACGACAGCAGCCAAGGCGGCGCCCGCUGUUCGUCUUAGCGCGAGCUACUUCCUUUCCAACAGCGUCCUCGACCGCACCAAUGCCCGACCUCGGCCACUGGGCAGCCGGAGCUCCUCGGCUUCCGUUGCGCCCUCUUUCUCCUCUUCCCACGUGCGUUCCGAGCCGACGACCCCCAUCGACGUGAACCACGAACUCCCACACCGUCGCCGACAGGCCGCAAGACGCAAAGCCGCUGCCGUCGCCGCCACCGAAGGCUCCCCCGCGUCCCCCUCCUCCUCUCCCGACGUGCCUCUUCCUCAAGAUGCCUCCUCCGCUCUUACGACCGUCGCCGCCCGGCAGCCCGCCCACUCCGCACGGCGCAUCUUCUCGACUCUCCUCUCCCUUUCGAAGCCCCGACUCUCUGCCCUCGUGGUCCUGACGGCCAUGGCAUCCUAUGCCUUGUACCCCGUGCCUGGCUUCCUCACGCCUGCCAUUACCGAAUCGCCGUCGCUCAGCCCCUUGACGCUGCUCUUCUUGACCACCGGCACCGCCCUGUGCUCUGCUUCGGCCAACUCCCUCAACAUGCUCUACGAGCCCGCGACCGACGCCAAGAUGUCCCGCACACGGAACCGCCCGUUGGUCAGGGGACUGCUUACCAAGCGAGCCGCCGUCCUCUUCGCCCUCACCACGGCCCUGAGCGGCGUCGGCGCAUUGUACUUUGGCGUCAACCCUACUGUCGCCUUCCUCGGAGGCGCAAACAUUGUCAUAUACGCCGGCAUGUACACCCCCAUGAAGGCCUUCAGCGCCGCCAACACGUGGCUGGGCGCCGUGGUCGGCGGUAUCCCCCCCCUCAUGGGCUGGGCCGCCGCCGCGGGGGAGACCGCUUCGGGGGAUGGCUCUUGGCGCGAGCUACUCUUGGCCAGUGAUGGCAGCUCCAUCGGCGGCUGGCUCAUGGCCGGAUUGCUCUUUGCCUGGCAGUUCCCGCACUUCAUGGCGCUUUCGUGGCCCAUUAGGGAGGAGUACAAGGCGGCGGGGCUCCGCAUGCUUGCCUGGACCAACCCCGCGCGCAACGCGCGCGUGGCUCUCCGGUACAGUAUAGCUUUUGUCCCUCUGUGCGUGGCGCUCUGCGCUGCGGGCGUUACCGAGUGGAGCUUCGCCGUGACGAGCUUGCCGGUCAACGCUUGGUUGACGCGUGAAGCUGUGCGCUUCUGGAAAUACGAGGGCCACAAGGGCUCGGCGAGGGGCUUGUUCUGGGCCAGCGUCUGGCACCUGCCCGUCGUCAUGGUGCUGGCGCUACUGCAGAAAAAGGGCAUGUGGAGCCGUGUGUGGAACAGCAUAGUAGGCGAAGACGAAGACGAGUGGGAAGAUGAACUAGAUGAGAUGCCUGUCGCUGUGCCUACGCCGCGAGAUGGGUAG
This is a messenger RNA of Colletotrichum higginsianum IMI 349063, 1530 nucleotides long. Its product is annotated as Protoheme IX farnesyltransferase, mitochondrial. Gene Ontology annotation, cellular component: mitochondrion; mitochondrial membrane. Gene Ontology annotation, biological process: heme biosynthetic process. Bases 1 to 1530 code for a protein of 509 amino acids. The transcript has a single exon. The record is from RefSeq and is a predicted model, not a curated record. Gene Ontology annotation, molecular function: protoheme IX farnesyltransferase activity. Lineage: Eukaryota; Fungi; Ascomycota; Sordariomycetes; Glomerellales; Glomerellaceae.